GGCUCCGGCUGGAUCGUCGUCGGUUGCGGAGAUUCCCCUCCCUCCCCGUGCGCCAGCCUAGCGCACCGCACCAGACAAGAAACAAAGGGAAGGGAGGGAGAACCGAGAGCGGCGGCGACACCGGCGAGAGUGAGGGACGACGAGAUAGAUUCAUAUACUCCUACUAGCGGAGGGAUAAAGCGAGCCAAGGGAAAGAUGCGGACUCCCGCGAUGCGCGCUGCCUAAAAGUUCCAUUCCUUCCGGCGGCGGCGGCCGGCAAUCGAUGGCGAUGGCGGCUACAGGAGAAAAUCACCGCCUUUAUUAGAGAGAGAACUGAGAAGAGAUCCUAUUCCUCUCCUCGCCUCCGGUUGCUUCUGCGUGCGCCCAGGCCAAAGGAGGGGAACCGGCAAAGCAAACUACAGACGCGGUCACGAUAUGCAGGCCGCCGCCGCCUCCCCAUGGACGAUGAAGACCCUGCCGAUGCUGGGCAACCACCUCCGCGACCCCACGCGCCUCGCCGGCGCCUCCUCGUCCUUCCACAGCACGCCCGCCUCCUUCGCCAAGUGGAGGAAUAAAUGGGACUGCCACAAGAGCGAAAAAGGAGCACGAAAGGCAUCCAGGAAUUAUGAGAGGUACGUGGUUCGGCAAAAACGAGCAGAAGGAAAGAAGGCUCUAAAAGAUUAUCUUCUUUAUGGAAAGUCAUCGCCUCAUUUGCAGGAUGGAAGCACAGGUAGCUUUGCUAACUCGCAUGCAAUUCCGAGGUUCAAAACGUUUAGGAAAGGACCUCAAACUCACUGGUCAUCGAAGUCUCAGCAAAGUGUACACAAUCAAAGAAAGAGUAAAAAGGACAAGGAAAGGUUCUGCAACUUCUUCCAUGAGGACCGUUAUGUGCACCCUGAUGACAUCUUUGAAGCCAUCUUCGGUGCACAUCAUGGUUUUACUUGGUCUCACAUAUCGUGGGAGGGUUUUCACUUCGGGGACAAAUCGUUCAAAUUUAGAUGGAGUGGUGGUGAAUCACGCAAGCAGAGAAUUCCAAGUGACAGCGAAGACGAAGAAAGCGAGGGAAAUGAGAGCAGGGAAACAACCAGCGUUGGUUCACAUGCGCACAGGGUCAUCCUUGGAUUACCACCAUGUGGUCCACUAACUCUAGAAGAUGUUAAAACUGCUUUCCGGGCAUCUGCUCUGCGGUGGCAUCCUGACAGGCACCCAGGGUCAUCACAGGCCAUGGCUGAGGAGAAGUUUAAGCUGUGCGUGAACGCGUAUAAUUCACUCUGCAGUGUCCUCAAGGCUGCUUAGUGUCGUUGCGGUCUGAAGCACGGACGACGAUUGCAUCUUGCUAUGGUUGGAGGAUGUUAACUUGUUUUGGUGUAUCAGUUUUGAACACUUGAGCAAGGAAAUCACUGGUGAUUGCGGCUGUUGUUUUUGUUUCACCUUCCAUUUCUUUUGAGAUAGAUAGGUACAUCUAUGCCAAGGGCCAAGCUCCGACGUCGGAGGGAUGGGAGCCAGUGUUGUUGUACUAACUUGUACACUAGUGUCAAAUGUAACAUUUGAUUCCUUCAAUCCUUCAUUUGAUUCAUAAAAGUGGAAUAGAUAAAAAUACCAAGAAACAUGUGUGGUCUCCUGCAAAUGGGAUUUCUAGCUUUGGACUUGUGGUGU
Molecule: messenger RNA, 1635 nt
Organism: Sorghum bicolor (sorghum)
Lineage: Eukaryota; Viridiplantae; Streptophyta; Magnoliopsida; Poales; Poaceae
Exons: 7
Coding region: 415-1275 (286 amino acids)
Source: RefSeq, a predicted model, not a curated record